AUCUUUGAAGAGCGCAGUCGACGCUAAUGAGCCUUUUAUACAAACAAUUCCUUUUUGAUAUUUCUGUCAGUCACCGGCGCAGUUGUUUCCUUUUUCUAUUUUGAAAUUCGUAAAUCGAGAUUUUGCUUGGCGGGAAUUGUGAGAGAGACGAAGACGAGGUUUUAUUUCCGGAGAUUUGUUUUUUUGGUGUUGCUGAUUCCGACGAUCGGAGUGGAAGGUGUUUGACUUGAUUAGGGCGUGUUUUUGGGGCUGAGGAAUAAUGGGUCGCAGUUCGAAGAAAAAGAAGAAACGAGGAGGUAGCGGGAGAAGGGGUCAGCUCAAGGACCAUGGAUCUAAUGCUGAUGAAGAUAAUGAACUUCUAUCUGAGGAAAUCACUGCUCUUUCUGCAAUAUUUCAAGAAGACUGCAAAAUUGUUUCAGGUUCGCCAUCGCCUCCUCAAAUAGUUAUUAAACUCAGGCCUUACUCGAAAGAUAUGGGAUAUGAGGACAUUGACAUCUCUGCUAUGCUUUUAGUGAGAUGCUUACCAGGAUAUCCUUACAAAUGCCCAAAGCUGCAGAUUACUCCAGAACAAGGGUUAACAACAGCUGAUGCUGAGAAGCUUUUAUCUCUUCUCGAGGACCAGGCAAAUUCCAAUGCUCGUGAAGGUCGGGUUAUGAUAUUCAACUUGGUGGAGGCUGCUCAAGAGUUUUUAUCAGAAAUACUUCCGGAAAGUCAUGAUAAGGAAACUGUUUCAUGCUUGUCUGCACAUCGAAGCGCUCAGUUCAUUGAGCAACCUAUGCUAUCAAAUAAAGCAAAAUCGUGUUCUGGUGGACCUUUUGUGUAUGGUUUUAUAGACCUAUUUAGUGGCUUGGAAGAUGCUAGGGAUUGGAGUCUAACUCCAGAUGAGAACAGGGGAAUCACAUCUCCAGUACAAUCCCACCCACUAGACACCUCAAGAAUUUUGCAUGAGAAGGACAAGAACCUGAAGCGAUUGGAAGACCAUGCUAAAGAAGAAGCUGUACUGCCUGCUCCCAUUGCCAAACUAAAUACAGUUCAAGAGGAUUACGUUAAUGAUACAAGCAUCUCUUCUUUUGAGUCAAGUAAAUCUAUUGACGAUGUGGAAUCUGGAUUUAUCCAAAAUGAGAAGAAGGAAUCAAAUCUUCAAGAUGAUACAGCUGAAGAUGACAGCAGUAACUCUGAAAGUGAGUCGCUGGGUUCAUGGUCCUCUGAUUCCUUAGCUCAAGAUCAAGUGCCUCAAAUUAGCAAGAAAGAUCUGUUGAUGGUCCAUUUACUUAGAGUAGCUUGCACUUCCAGAGGACCUUUGGCUGAUGCAUUUCCUCAGAUAACUGAUGAACUGCAUCAGCUUGGUCUAUUGUCUGAAGAAGUGUUGGAUUUAGCUUCCAAAUCAUCUCCAGACUUUGAUAGAACCUUUGAACAUGUAUUCAAUCAAAACAUGGCCUCAACCAGAGUUCCUCAGUUUUGGGAGCCACCUUCUGAUUUUGGCGAGCCAAAUGCCUCACUCCCAAGCUCACGGUAUCUCAAUGAUUUCGAAGAGUUGAAACCCCUUGGCCAAGGUGGAUUCGGCCGCGUUGUCUUGUGCAAAAAUAAACUGGAUGGAAGACAAUAUGCAAUGAAGAAAAUUCGACUGAAGGACAAAGAGAUACCUGUCAACAACCGGAUACAGCGAGAAGUGGCAACACUUUCACGUUUGCAGCAUCAGCAUGUUGUACGUUACUAUCAGGCCUGGUUCGAAACAGGAGUUGCUGAUCCUUAUGCUGGUGCGAAUUGGGGAUCAAAAACUGCAGGGAGUUCAAUGUUCAGUUACUCGGGUGCAGUGUCAACUGAAAUUCCUGAGCAGGACAGUAAGCUUGAGUCAACUUAUCUAUAUAUUCAAAUGGAAUAUUGUCCCAGGACUCUCCGCCAGGUUUUUGAAUCAUAUAAUCACUUCGACAAAGAUUUUGCGUGGCAUUUAAGUCGCCAAAUUGUAGAAGGCUUAGCUCAUAUCCAUGGACAAGGAAUAAUUCAUCGUGAUUUUACACCAAACAAUAUAUUCUUUGACGCCCGGAAUGAUAUCAAAAUUGGGGAUUUUGGUCUUGCAAAGUUCUUGAAGCUGGAACAGUUGGAUCAAGAUGGGGGUUUCUCUACGGAUGUGGCUGGAAGUGGGGUUGAUAGUACUGGUCAAGCUGGUACGUACUUUUACACAGCACCUGAAAUUGAGCAAGGUUGGCCUAAGAUUGAUGAAAAGGCCGACAUGUAUAGCUUAGGGGUUGUGUUCUUCGAGCUUUGGCACCCUUUUGGAACCGCCAUGGAGAGACACAUUACUUUAACUAAUCUGAAGCUGAAAGGAGAACUACCUCUCAAAUGGGUAAAUGAAUUUCCCGAACAGGCUUCUCUACUGCGGCGUUUAAUGUCUCCAAGUCCAUCUGAUCGUCCCUCUGCCACAGAACUUCUUCAGCAUGAAUUUCCCCCCAGAAUGGAAUCUGAGUUACUAGAUAAUAUUUUAAGAAUAAUGCAAACUUCUGAAGAUUCAAGUGUUUAUGAUAGAGUAGUAAAUGUGAUAUUUGAUGAAGAAGUACUAGAGACGAAAUUCCAUCAGUCUAGUAGAGCAACACUAUGUGCAGAUGAUAGUUAUGUUCAAUACACAGAGAUGGAUACAGAGCUUCGUGAUUACGUUGUUGAAAUCACAAAGGAAGUCUUUAGGCAGCAUUGUGCGAAACAUCUAGAGGUCAACCCAAUGCGUUUACUUGGUGAUUGUCCCCAAUUUAGCAGGAAAACUGUAAAACUUUUGACCAAUGGAGGAGAUAUUCUUGAACUAUGCUAUGAGCUACGACUGCCUUUUGUGCAUUGGAUUAACAUAAAUCAGAAAUCCUCAUUCAAGCGAUAUGAAAUAUCUCAUGUCUACAGGAGAGCAAUUGGCCAUUCCCCACCAAAUCCAUGUCUUCAGGCGGACUUUGACAUUGUUGGAGGCACACCAUCCCUGACGGAGGCAGAAGUUCUCAAGGUGAUAGUGGACAUCACAACCCAUAUAUUUCAUCGCGGCUCUUGUGACAUUCAUUUGAAUCAUGGUGAUUUGCUAGAUGCGAUUUGGUCCUGGGCAGGAAUUAAGGCAGAACAUAGACGAAAGGUUGCAGAGCUCCUUUCCAUGAUGGGAUCCUUGCGUCCUCAGUCAUCUGAGCGGAAGCUAAAAUGGGUUUUCAUAAGGCGUCAACUUCUGCAGGAGUUGAAGUUACCUGAAGCUGUUGUCAAUCGACUGCAGACUGUUGCUUCAAGGUUUUGUGGAGCUGCAGAUCAAGCUCUUCCUCGUUUAAGAGGGGCUCUGCGUGCUGAUAGACCUACACGUAAAGCACUAGAUGAGUUGUCAAACCUCUUAACCUACCUGAGAGUCUGGAGGAUAGAAGAGCAUGUUCAUAUUGAUGUUCUGAUGCCACCUACUGAAAGUUAUCACCGGAAUUUGUUUUUUCAGGUUUUCUUAACCAAAGAAAAUAGCUCUGGGACAUCUAAUGAUGGUGUUUUACUUGCUGUUGGUGGUCGUUAUGAUUUUUUGGUGCAGGAAGUGUGUGAUCGUGAAUAUAAAAUGAAUCUCCCUGGCGCUGUUGGCGUUAGUCUUGCACUGGAGACAAUAUUUCAGCAUCUUCCUAUGGAUCUAAGGCCUAUUAGAAAUGAAGUCAGCACCAGUGUACUUGUUUGCUCAAGAGGAGGUGGUGGAUUACUGGUCCAACGCAUGGAGCUAGUUGCGGAACUAUGGGAAAAAAGUAUUAAGGCUGAGUUUGUUCCAACACCUGAUCCAAGUCUUACAGAGCAGUAUGAAUAUGCAAACGAGCAUGAAAUCAAAUGUCUGGUGAUCAUCACAGAGUCUGGAGUGGCUGAAAGACAAAUAGAGUUUGUAAAGGUUCGGCACCUUGAAUUGAAGAGGGAGAAAGUGGUAGAAAGAGAACAACUUGUCAGAUUUCUUGUGAGUGCAAUGGCUGUCCAAUUUAGAAACCCCUCUGUUUGGAGCUAAAGAGUUGUAAAGUUAGAGCCACUUUUGUUUCCCACUUUGUGCUUUGCAAAAUUACUAUUUUGUCACUCGAGUCACAAAUUUUGAUCAUUUACAUACAAUCUAUUCUUUCUUUUUGGGUAAAAAUAGAAUUACAAAUA
Capsella rubella is the source of this 4116-nucleotide messenger RNA. RefSeq names its product eIF-2-alpha kinase GCN2. Gene Ontology annotation, molecular function: eukaryotic translation initiation factor 2alpha kinase activity; ATP binding; protein binding. Gene Ontology annotation, cellular component: mitochondrion; cytosol. The transcript has 28 exons. Bases 260 to 3979 code for a protein of 1239 amino acids. NCBI's taxonomy places the organism in Eukaryota, Viridiplantae, Streptophyta, Magnoliopsida, Brassicales, Brassicaceae. Gene Ontology annotation, biological process: mitochondrial translation; protein phosphorylation. The record is from RefSeq and is a predicted model, not a curated record.